AGGGUGAAAGGUCAGCGCGCCGGCGGCACUCCCAACAUGGCGGCGGCCCGGGCUGUGGCGCGAGGUCCCGGAGCUGAAGCUCGGCGGCCGCCCACUCUUCGGCGCUCACGGCUGCCGCGGCUGCUCCUGCUGCUGGCGGCGGCGGCGGCGGCGGGACCCCGGGAGGGCGUCGCGUCGCGCCUGUACCGCGAGGGCGAGGACGCCGUGUGGUUGCUGGACAGCGGCAGCGUGCGCUCGGCCACGGGCAACAGCUCAGCCGCGUGGCUGGUGCAGUUCCACUCGUCGUGGUGCGGCCACUGCAUCGGCUACGCACCCACCUGGCGAGCGCUGGCGGCGGACGUGCGAGACUGGGCUGCUGCCAUCCGUGUUGCCGCUCUGGACUGUGCAGAAGAGAAGAACCAGGAGGCGUGCCGCACGUAUGACAUCCACUUCUACCCCACCUUCAGGUAUUUUAAAGCAUUUACAAAGGAGUUUACAACUGGAGAAAAUUUUAAAGGAACUGACAGGGAGCUGCAGACAGUCAGGCAGACGAUGAUCGACUUCCUCCAGAACCACACGGAGGGCACCCGGCCUCCUGCAUGCCCACCCCUGGACCCUGUUCAGCCCAGUGACAUCCUUUCCCUCAUGGACGGACACAGUGCCCAAUAUCACGCUAUUGUGUUUGAAAGCAAUGGUUCUUAUGUUGGGCGAGAGGUGAUCUUAGAUUUGAUUCCAUAUGACAACAUCAUGGUGAGCCGAGCGCUGGAUGGGGACAAAGCAUUUCUGGGGACACUUGGCAUCUCUUCAGUUCCUUCCUGCUACUUGAUUUACCCAAAUGGCUCUCGUGGACUGAUUAACGUCGCAAAGCCUCUACGAUCAUUUUUCUCAUCUUAUUUAAAAUCCUUACCGGAUGUGAAGAAAAAGUCACUUUCCUUGCCUGAAAAGCCCAACAAGGAAGAAGAAAAGGUGGUGAUUUGGAGAGAGUUUGACAGGGCCAAGCUGUACAGCGCAGACCUGGAGUCGGGACUUCACUGCCUGCUGAGAGUGGAGCUGGCUGCCCACAGGUCCCUGGCUGGAGCUCAGUUACAGACGUUCAAGGACUUCGUGACUCUCGUUGCCAAGCUGUUCCCUGGCCGUCCACCAGUCAAGAAGCUGUUGGAGACGCUGCAAGAGUGGCUGGCAAACCUCCCCCUGGACAAGAUUCCAUACAAUGCCAUUCUAGACCUAGUCAACAACAAAAUGCGGAUUUCUGGAAUCUUUCUUACCAGCCACAUAAAGUGGGUGGGAUGUCAAGGAAGCCGAUUGGAGUUGAGGGGCUACCCAUGCUCCCUCUGGAAACUGUUUCACACUCUGACGGUUCAGGCCUCCACCCAUCCAGAAGCACUGGUUGGCACAGCUUUUGAAGAUGACCCCCAGGCUGUGUUGCAGACCAUAAGGAGAUACAUUCACACAUUCUUUGGGUGUAAAGAAUGUGGUGAACAUUUUGAGGAAAUGGCUAAAGAGUCCAUGGAUUCUGUGAAAACUGCAGACCAGGCUGUCCUCUGGCUUUGGAGGAAACACAACGUGGUGAACAGCCGCCUGGCAGGCCAUCUGAGUGAGGAUCCCAGAUUCCCAAAGCUUCCAUGGCCCACUCCAGACCUCUGUCCAGCCUGCCAUGAGGAGAUCAAAGGCCUGGACAGCUGGAACGAGGGCCAGGUGCUCGUGUUCCUGAAGCAGCACUACAGCAGGAACAACCUGGUGGACACACACUCAGAUCAGCAGGCCAGUCCUGGGGCCUGGGGACAGCAGGACACUGACAGUCUCCGUCCACCACAUAUGCUGGGCCCCAGAACUGACCUUGCCAAGAACCUGCACCACAGGCUGGACCUGAGACUCCAGAGCCCCCAGGGGCCCCAGGCACUUGAGGAGGCCAAGGUAGCUGUGCCCUUUCUCGGGGUCGGCUUCUCCAGUCUGGACAUGAGCCUCUGCGUGGUGCUCUACGUGGCCUCCUCCUUGUUCCUGAUGAUCAUGUACUUCUUCUUCAGAGUGCGGUCUAAGCGAUGGAAAGUUCGGCUUUACCACCCAGCUGUGUAGAGCGCCCAGGGCAG
Molecule: messenger RNA, 2066 nt
Organism: Acomys russatus (golden spiny mouse)
Lineage: Eukaryota; Metazoa; Chordata; Mammalia; Rodentia; Muridae
Gene: Qsox2
Product: quiescin sulfhydryl oxidase 2
Exons: 12
Coding region: 37-2052 (671 amino acids)
Biological process (GO): protein folding
Cellular component (GO): Golgi membrane
Molecular function (GO): flavin-dependent sulfhydryl oxidase activity; protein disulfide isomerase activity
Source: RefSeq, a predicted model, not a curated record